AGUCAGACUGUUGACAUUCGCUUUGGUGCAAUGCCCAGUCGCCUGAAAAAAAUUCUCUUUUCUGUAGCUUCUGCUGUAAGCUUUAUGUCUGCACUCCUGUUGGCAGUGGCACUGGGGACAAAGCGAUGGGUGACUGGUACCAUUCUGUGCAAAACAGGGGCUGAUAUUGUAAAUGCUACAGAUCCAGAACUGGCAAAGUUUAUUGGACACAUUUACUAUGGGCUAUUCCAAGGAGGAAAGAUCCGACAGUGUGGCCUUGGAGGACGGACUUCCAAAAUUUUAAUUUUUCCACAGUUGGUGAAAACGCUGCAUGCAGCAGUUCAUAUGUUGGUUAUACUUUUUCUCUGCUUCGCCAUUGCAUUUGCUUUGGUCAGUUUUGGGUUUUGUAUUUAUAAUGCUGUGAAGAUCCCAUACCAAACGAUAAAGGGGCCAAUGGGAAUUUACCUCUGGAACCUGAUAGCAAGUGGAUGUGGAGUGUUUGCAGUUGUUUGUUUUAUUGCAGCUGUGAAGAUCCAUCGCCAUACAGAACGAAUUGCCAAUUUUCGGGAAAAUGUUUUUAAAUUUGUCAUCUUUCAGGAGUGCUUCGACUUCUCCUUUUGGCUGUGUGUGGCGAGUGCUGCUGUGCAUGUUGUAAACCUGCUACUGGUACGUGUUAGCGGAGUGCAAUUCCCUACGUUAAAGACCAAAACAGAGGAAGCAAAUGUCACACCCGAAGAUAUAAUGUACUAAGCUACCAAAAGUUACAUUUAUCACAUGGAGACGCAUUUAUGGAAAUAUCACUACAAUUAUCUACCUUCUGGGAAUCAUAUUCAUUUUAUUUGUACAAUGAGAAAGAGUGGGCAAAAUAUUCUUGUGAUUAACAGUUAAAGUGACUAUUUACCAAAUUUGUGGUACUAAUGGAAAAAUAUCUUGUAAAUGACUAUAUAUCAUUGCAUUAUUUCUGAACAUGUAUAAAAGAUUUAUUUUCUUCAUUUAAUACCAUACUUUAUUGAUAUCAAAUAAAUGAUUUGCUUUGUUUCUUUUUAAAUGCUAUUUUAUGGUCCAGCUGAAUACAUGGCAGUACAGAUCAUAAUUUUUAACUCUCUCAAUACCAACGUUUAACAUUUUGGAUUCUCAGUAGUUGUUAGUAUUCAGAAGGAGAUAUGAAUAUUGCAGUGUUCCACAACAAAGUCCUACCUAAAUAAAAUCUGUGCCAU
This is a messenger RNA of Callorhinchus milii (elephant shark), 1196 nucleotides long. RefSeq names its product clarin 2 (gene clrn2). NCBI's taxonomy places the organism in Eukaryota, Metazoa, Chordata, Chondrichthyes, Chimaeriformes, Callorhinchidae. The transcript is spliced from 3 exons. The record is from RefSeq and is a predicted model, not a curated record. Bases 31 to 729 code for a protein of 232 amino acids.